Molecule: messenger RNA, 3724 nt
Organism: Rhagoletis zephyria (snowberry fruit fly)
Lineage: Eukaryota; Metazoa; Arthropoda; Insecta; Diptera; Tephritidae
Product: chaoptin-like
Molecular function (GO): protein binding
Source: RefSeq, a predicted model, not a curated record
CCAGCCUGGCGGCCAUCACACGACACGACGAGCUCGGCAGCAUGAAAAGUGCGCACAACCAUGCGUUAAACAUGCUCAACGGACUCAGCGGGUCUGCUGCGGGACAUACGUCCAGCACGAGUAAUCACAUUGCGCCAAGCAAACCUUUCAGUCGCCUACAAAAACUACUCUGGCUGGAUCUUUCAAACAAUCGCAUCUACCACAUUGCGCCCAACUUCCUGCCACGCUCUCUGGUCACCAUCGAUCUGUCGAGCAAUCUGCUCACCGUUUUCCCACAACAACUUUUCGAGCAUCUACAUGGGCUGCGCAUCGUAUCGCUGCGUGACAAUUUGCUGCGUAGCGUGCAAACGAAAGAGCUGCGGCUGGUGCGCAUGCGGUUGGAGAAGCUCGACUUGGGCAUGAACUUGGUGGAAACGCUAGAAUCAGAUUGGUUUCAGAACAACUACUCUGACGUGCAUGUGCGCGCGCUCAAUCUGGAAAAGAACUAUAUACGGCAGCUACCACCGGCGGUGUUCAAGGGCACUGGCAUAGCGCAUUUAGUGCUGGCUUUCAAUGCCAUCGAGCGCAUACAUGUGAACGCCUUUGAGGGCGUAACAGAGACGCUGGAAUACUUAGAUCUGGAGCGCAAUGAGUUGAACGCAGUUCCCGGUGCGAUUAGGACGCUGCACAAACUCAAGUAUCUAUAUCUGGCCUCGAAUAAUAUUUAUCAACUCACAAAUCUGCCGGAGAACAUGGAUAAUUUGCGCGUGCUCAGCUUGAGCGGCAACAACUUCACGAUGAUACCAGUGCUGGCGCUGCGUAAUUACACGCAGCUGUCUUACCUCAAUAUGGGCUACAACCUCAUUUCAGACAUACCUGAGGGCAUUUUCGCGGUGGACAGUUGGGGCGCAAACCUACAGACGAUACUGCUGCGUAACAACAAAAUCACGCACUUGCAUUUGGGCUCUUUCUACGGCUUGGAGCAGAUACAGGAAAUCAGUUUGAGCUUCAACGACAUCAAUAUCCACCAUCCCAUGGUAUUUGAGAAUGUUUCGCGCACACUUAAGAUACUGGAACUCUCCUUCGCCGUCUUUCCUGCACGCAGUUUGGAGUCCAUCGAUCCGCUCGACGCACUACUGCCGCUUUCACAGCUCAUGUGGCUGGGUUUGGACAAUAAUAAUUUGAAGAUGCUUUCCAACGAUUCAUUCGCAAAUAUGCGGGAACUUAGCUAUAUUAACCUGGCGUUUAACCAACUCAAGCAGCUGCCGCGUGGUCUCUUUCUGCCCGAUGUGCACAGCCACCUCGUGGAGAUCGAUCUCUCGUACAAUUCAUUGGAAGUCAUAGCACGCAAUACCUUCCACAGUCUAGGUGACCUGCAGACGCUUAACCUACAAUCGAAUAAGUUGAAACUGCUGGAGAAGCACGCCUUCUACAAUCUGGAAUUUCUGCGCUACAUCGAUUUGUCCUAUAACCAACUGGCCAACAUCUCCCAUGGUGCCUUCACCAUACUGCCCAAUCUCGCUGCCUUGGAUUUGAUGCACAACAACCUCUGUUCCCUUUCCCUAAAAAUUUUUCAUUUCGUCUCGAACACCAGCACACCGCUGCGUUUGAACGUCACCUACAAUCAGAUUAGCCACUUCGAGGACGAACUCAGUUCGUAUAUGUACAUCUACAACCUGGACAUUAGCCACAAUGCGAUAAGCACGCCGGACAGCUUCGCCAAUCUAGCCAAUACGCUACGCUUCCUCAACCUCGCGCACAACACCAUAGGUGGGCUUGCCAACCACGCAUUCGGCGACCUCGAAUUCCUCGAAAUACUCAAUCUCGCACACAACAACAUCACUUCGCUGCGGCGCCGCAGUUUUCAGGGUCUGAACAGUCUACAAGAAUUGGAUCUCGGCUAUAAUGGUCUCGAACAGCUGCAAGUGGAGCAGUUCUCGAAUUUGCGCAAGCUGCGCAUACUACGCGUGCGUGGUAAUCGUCUGCGCGCCUUGCCACGCGAGGUCUUCAUGAAUACGCGCCUUGAAUACUUUGAUAUUUCCGAGAAUCAGCUAUCGGUGUGGCCUGUACCCGCGUUUUCUGAUGUCGGCUUUACGCUGCGCAGCAUACAGAUGGCGCAGAAUACGCUCGAAUACCUCGACUCCAGCAUGUUUGUGAACUCACAAUUCCUCUACGACAUCAACUUGGCCUGCAAUCGCAUUACAGUGCUGCCUGACAACACGUUCACUUUCCUAAACAAUCUCACCAACUUGGAGCUGUCGCAGAAUCCACUGGUUACCACCAAUCUGAAAGAGGUGUUCCUACACACGCCGCGCCUACGGCGUCUCAAAAUACGUCGCAUGGGCCUCUAUGUGCUGCCCCAACUCAGUCUGCCCUAUCUAUCACACCUCGAUGUGAGCGGAAAUUACCUGCAGGAGCUCUCAUCGCUACACGAAAUGCGCCAGCUGCGCCACGUCAAUGUGUCGCAUAAUAAAAUUGUCAACGCCAGCAAUAUUGCCGAACAUCUACCGACAUCUGUGCGUGUGCUCGAUUUGGCGCACAACCCACUGCGGCGCAUCAGCGCGCACGACCUCGUUGCGCUACGCCACCUCACCGAUCUCAAUUUGCUCGACGUCAAGGUAGCCAAUCCGUCGGUGUUCAUCAAGCUACGUUCGCUACGCAAAUUACAUCUCACAUCGCAUCUGAAUUUGGGUGAGAUUGUGGCGCGUAUACCGGGCCUGCAGGAGUUGCGUGUGCACUGCAUGGAAACAAAUAUAGGGCCGGAGCUGCUGGCGAAGCUGGUGAAUAACACAAAACUACAGCUGUUAGAGUUGUAUGGCGGCAAUGUGCAGACAAUAGCACCGGAUGCGCUGGCGGGCUUGGCGCGCAAUCAACAUUUGCUGGUAAAAAUCUCACACACUAAAAUAUCUGAUCUGCCGCCGGGCAUUUUUUAUACGCUGCGUGCCGUACCGCAGCUGGCUAUCGACAUUUCGCACAACAAAAUCAAUGCGCUGGCGGCGGACAGCUUCUACCCGAACAAAACCUACUGGGACACUGUGGGUACACGCAGCAUUAUGGGCGGACUGGACACGUCACACAAUCCGCUCGAGUGCGAGUGCGGCUUGGUGUGGUUCGGUCACUGGCUGAGGCGAUGGCUGCGUGAAUCGGCGCAAAUAAAAGUGAUACAGAAGGAUGAGAUGAAGCGAAUGGUGCAGCGCGCGCGCGCCAACACAUGUCACGAUCCGACAACUGGCCGUCGCCUACCCAUAUUGGAGAUUUUUCCCGAAGACCUGUUGUGCCAAGCGAGCGCGCUUAGCAGUUCGAGUGAACGUCUCUUUCUGCUCUCGUUUGCGGCGAUUGCGUUACCGCUCUUCACAAUGUCACUUUGAUAAUUGGAAGCGUAGUAAGAGGCGUGAACUUAGCUGUAGGAAACAUACUACUACGAGCGCAUAGCUGGAGCGAAGGAACGAGCGCCAUGCACUCGUCACAUAUUUGUAAAGUACUAUAAAGAGAGGCACCGUAAGUGUGAUGUAGCUGUAAGAGUUGCCAUGUAAAAACGAUACAAAAAAACUUAAACCAAACCUAACUGGAAUGAUUAUUGCUUUAAUUGUUGAAAAGAGUGGAGAAAGAAAACAAAAGUUGUUAGCUGAAAAAAUGUAAAUUAUUGUAAAUUUCUUAAAAAAAACUGUUAUCUAUAGACUAUAGUUCUAGCUAAUGUAAAUCUGAUAGACUUAAGAAAUAAGUUUAUAAAUAAAAAAAUAUUUGA